Molecule: messenger RNA, 804 nt
Organism: Silurus meridionalis
Lineage: Eukaryota; Metazoa; Chordata; Actinopteri; Siluriformes; Siluridae
Gene: rnf151
Product: ring finger protein 151
Exons: 4
Coding region: 1-804 (267 amino acids)
Biological process (GO): regulation of canonical NF-kappaB signal transduction; positive regulation of JNK cascade
Cellular component (GO): plasma membrane signaling receptor complex
Molecular function (GO): zinc ion binding
Source: RefSeq, a predicted model, not a curated record
AUGGUGCUAUAUGCUUGGAUAAAUUGUUUGUUUGGUUAUUAUGUUUCAUGUCAGAGUGGUGGUUAUGAAGUGGAUCUUUUUGUGGAUCCCCCAGACCAUGACCUAAUCUGUAUCAUAUGCAAGGGGGUUCUACGCUGCCCUGUGCGUGUGGCAUGUAACCAUGUCUUUUGCAAGAAGUGCAUUUUGCAAUGGAUGAGGAGGCAGGAAACAUGUCCGUGCUGCAGGAAGCCUAUUAGCCAGCGCCUUAUGUUUGUCAUGUUCAAGCUCAGUAAAUCCAUUGGUCGUUUGCCAAUCAAGUGUCGAAAUGCACAACAGGGUUGCACAGCUACCUUCCAGCUCUCAGAGGAGUACCUCCACAGCUCCACAUGCCCCUUUGAGUGGGUGCUGUGCCCACAACAGGGCUGCGAGGCUAGGGUACUGAGAAAGGAAGCACAGGCCCAUGCCCUGGUCUGCAGCCACUGGAGGCAGCUGUGUCCGAUGGGUUGUGGCACGCUCCUGAGUCGCACUACUCAGACCCAGCACAACUGCUACAAAGAGCUGCAGGAGCGCUAUGAGGCCCAGAGACAAAAGCAGAGAACCAUUGCCUAUGCACUACGCAAAAAAAUGCAGCGAAUGCAAAGUCGCAUGGCCCACAUGGCUCAGCAAAUUAGCCUGAUCUGUGAAAGCCUGGAGCUUAGAGAGAACCUGGAGGAAGAGGAGGAGGGGGAGGAGGAGAGCCCUGGUGAGGGAACCAGUAUGAGAAGACACUCCAGAGUCAGUUUAAGCUCCAUCACUCCUACGAGCUCUAGCAGCAGCAGCUCCUAA